CACGCGAAGGGAGCCACGGCGUGCGCGCGCGCUCUCUCUCUCUCUCACCCUCUCUCGGAAAAAAAAUCAGCGAGGGUCGACGACUAGCCAAUGGUUUCCAGUGUAAAUGUGCAGCUGCUUAAGCCAUAUCAGUGUGUACAUCUCUUUUGUUACUAGAUAUAUUCAAACACUGAGUACACAUUCAGCCGUGGCUAGGAAGCGAAAGGAAUGGACGUAAAAGACCAAGGAGCGCAAAUGGAGCCUCUUCUUCCGCCGGUUCAAAGCCCUGCGAGCAGCGAGGGGAGAAAUGAUGAGGAGGCAGUGUUGGACAGAGGCGGGACUCGUUCCAUGCUUAAUACCAACUUUGAGAAAGAGGAGCUAGAAGGCCACCGUACCCUGUACAUUGGGGUGCAUGUCCCACUCGGUCGGAGGUCACACAGGCGGCACCGUCACCAUGGACACCGUCACAGGAAGAGGUCAAGAGAGAGAGACUCAGGAGCCGAGGACGGCCAGGAAUCUCCCUCGUACACAGACACUCCGUCUCAGAGGGUGCAGUUUUUGUUGGGGAUGGAAGAUGAGGAUGAGGAGCACAUUCCUCAUGCGCUCUUCACUGAGCUGGAUGAGAUUUGUCUGAGAGAGGGAGAGGAUGCUGAGUGGAAAGAGACUGCAAGAUGGCUGAAAUUUGAGGAGGAUGUAGAGGACGGAGGAGAGAGAUGGAGUAAACCCUAUGUAGCCACACUGUCCCUGCACAGCCUGUUUGAGCUGCGCAGCUGCAUUCUCAACGGCAUCGUCAUGCUGGACAUGAGAGCUAACUCGCUGGAGGAGAUAGCAGACAUGGUUCUCGACCAGCACGAGUCUUCGGUCACUAUCGGAGAGGAGGUCCGCAGGAAAAUCCGCAACGCUCUUCUCAAACAGCACCACCACCAAAACCAGAAGAAACUGGCCAACCGCAUCCCCAUCGUCCGCUCGUUUGCUGACAUCGGAAAGAAGCAGUCCGAGCCGCACUCUAUGGAUAAGAACGGUCAGAUGGUGUCCCCUCAGUCACAGCCAUGUUGCACAGAAGGCCGAGGGGAUGGCAGUCGAGAGAACAGUGCAGUGGACUUCAGUAAGAUAGAUCUCCAUUUUAUGAAGAAGAUCCCACCAGGAGCAGAGGCAUCAAACAUCUUGGUUGGAGAACUGGAGUUCCUGGAGAAGCCAGUGGUGGCGUUUGUGCGGCUUUCUCCAGCCGUGCUGCUUAAUGGCCUGGCUGAAGUACCAAUCACCACGAGAUUUCUGUUUAUACUGCUGGGACCGAUGGGAAAAGGGCCUCAGUACCACGAGAUCGGACGCUCCAUUGCCACACUAAUGACAGACGAGGUGUUCCAUGAUGUGGCAUAUAAGGCAAAGGACCGCAGUGAUUUGGUUGCUGGAAUUGAUGAGUUUCUGGACCAGGUGACAGUGCUACCACCAGGAGAGUGGGACCCCACUAUCAGAAUAGAGCCUCCCAAGAACGUGCCCUCUCAGGAGAAAAGGAAAAUUCCUUCUCUACCUAAUGGAGUGACUGAUCUGGGAGAGAGCGAGGAGCAUGGAGGCCAUGGAGGACCUGAAUUACAGCGCACAGGAAAGCUUUUUGGAGGAUUUAUUCUCGACAUAAAACGCAAAAUUCGUCACUACCUGUCUGACUACACCGACGCCAUCAGCCUGCAGUGUCUGGCCUCCUUCUUGUUCCUCUACUGCGCUUGCAUGUCUCCUGUCAUCACUUUCGGAGGCCUACUGGGGGAGGCCACAGAGGGUCGAAUAAGUGCUAUAGAGUCUCUGUUCGGUGCCUCUAUGACUGGGAUAGCGUACUCUCUGUUUGCUGGGCAGCCUCUCACUAUCCUGGGCAGCACUGGUCCUGUCUUGGUGUUUGAGAAGAUCCUCUACAAAUUCUGCAAGGAAUAUGGGCUGUCCUACCUCUCCUUGCGUGUGUGUAUUGGGCUGUGGACGGCUUUCUUCUGCUUGCUCCUGGUGGCCACAGAUGCCAGUUCUCUGGUGUGCUACAUCACCCGCUUCACCGAGGAAGCCUUCGCUUCACUGAUCUGCAUCAUUUUCAUCUACGAAGCUCUGGAGAAACUAGUGCAUCUGGGAGAAACAUAUCCCUUCAACAUGCACAAUGAUCUCAACAAGCUCACCCAGUACUCCUGUGUGUGCACAGAGCCAAAAGACCCAAGCAACAGCACCCUGCAGUAUUGGCAGGAGAAAAACAUCACCAGCUCUGAGAUUGACUGGUUAGGUCUGGAUGUCAAGAGCUGUGUGGAGCUCAGGGGCGAGUUCCAGGGCAGUGCAUGUGGUCAUCAUGGCCCCUACAUCCCCGAUGUUCUCUUCUGGUCCGUUGUCCUGUUCUUCUCCACUGUCGCCAUGUCUUUCUUCCUCAAGGAGUUCAAAACUAGCCGCUACUUCCCCACUAAGGUUAGGUCAAUCAUCAGUGACUUUGCAGUCUUCAUCACGAUUGUCACCAUGGUGGGGAUCGACUUUGCUCUGGGGGUACCCUCUCCUAAACUGCAGGUCCCCAAUGAAUUUAAACCUACCAGAGAUGACCGCGGCUGGAUCAUCAGCCCUCUGGGACCAAACCCGUGGUGGACAAUCCUCAUCACCUUCAUCCCUGCACUGCUGUGCACCAUCCUCAUCUUCAUGGAUCAGCAAAUCACGGCUGUCAUCAUUAACAGGAAGGAGCACAAGCUGAAGAAAAGCUGUGGCUAUCACCUGGACCUGUUUGUGGUGGGAGUAAUGCUUGGAGUGUGCUCAGUUAUGGGACUACCGUGGUUCGUAGCUGCCACUGUCCUCUCCAUCACACACGUGAACAGCUUGAAGCUGGAGUCUGAGUGCUCAGCACCCGGAGAGCAGCCCAAGUUUCUGGGAAUCAGAGAGCAGCGAUUCACCGGCCUCAUGAUCUUCGUCCUCAUGGGCUCCUCUGUAUUCAUGACUUCCAUCCUAAAAUUCAUCCCAAUGCCUGUGUUAUAUGGAGUUUUCUUGUACAUGGGGGCGUCGUCUCUCAGAGGCAUACAGUUCUUUGACCGUCUGAAGUUGUUUGGGAUGCCAGCCAAACACCAGCCAGACUUCAUCUAUCUGAGACAUGUUCCUCUAAGGAAGGUCCACCUGUUCACAAUCAUCCAGCUGAGCUGCCUUGUCCUCCUCUGGGUCAUCAAAACUUCUAGAGCCGCCAUCGUUUUCCCCAUGAUGGUGUUGGCGUUAGUUUUCAUCCGUAAGCUGCUGGACUUUAUCUUCACUAAGAGAGAGCUCAGCUGGCUCGAUGACCUCAUGCCUGAGAGCAAGAAGAAAAAACUAGAGGAUGCACAGAAAGAGGAGAACCACAGUGUGAUGGUGGAGGAUGAAGGAAUUGUUCAGGUGCCACUUGAAGAGCAUUACAAGGACGACCCGUCCACAGUCAACAUUUCAGAUGAAAUGACCAAGACGUCAUUUGGAAAUAUCUGGAAGAGCCUCAGUACUGACAACAGCAAAAAUGAUAAAAGUGCAAAAAGAUCUCCAGUGAAAGACAACAGGAGUCCUAAGAAACCAGAAUCGGUGAAGGACUGGAAGAACAUUGACCGAGAGACGAGUUUGUGACGUCUCAUGUCGCUUUUAAAAAUAUACUGAGAAAUUUUGUGCCACUAUAGUAUAGCACUAAUCUAUGUUUCACUGUAGCUCACUGUGUGUAACACUGUGCUCACACUCCAUUUGACAAUAGGUGUGUGUGUGUGUGUGUGUGUGUGCGCAUACACGCGUGUGCUGAACGCCUGAAAAAAUGCGUGUUUGUAAUUUUGUGUGAAAGUUUUGUGUGAAAUCCUUUUACAGGCUAAAUACAUACUGACUUUUAGGAGUUUUACAUUUGAAGCUGCUUUUAUUUUAACCUUGAUGUAUUUUUAUGUUUUGUAUUUUUGAUGGUAGCGUUAACCUUUUCAAUAUCCUUGUCCUACAAUAUGAAAGAUACCUACUCAGUGUCUGAAGAUAUUACAUGUAUUUUCAACUCGCCUUCUUUUGAACGUAAGGAUGACAAAACAGUCGGGUGACGAAUUAAAGAGAAAAACGGAACAGCUUUCAGUGUUCGGUCCUCAGUAGCGAUUCUACAAAAUCUCUGCAACCGUAAUGGAGGGAUGAACACAAUUCCGACAACAGAUAUUCCCUCAUUAGGUGUUUUGAUAACGCUGUGAAAGCCAUAGCAUACGAGUUCCAUCAUUUUCAUUCUCAUCAAACCGUUCAGCUUGAGAUCUCAUGUCCUGGCAAUGUGGUGAAUAUGGAUUCAUUCUGGAAAAGACCACUCCCAUCAGCUCUUUUACUCUUCCCUCUUACCAGCAAAAUUCCCCCACACUUUUGUUUCCCUAUAAUUUGUCACCUGUCUGUAUAUAUUAAUCAAAUUGUGAAAGCAAAUGUAAUAAAUAUAGAUCUAUAAACAUUAAUUACAAAUAUUUUCUGACAGCAAAUCCUACGAUAUACAUCAAUCCCAGUAAUCCCAGUCCAUGUCAAUAAUAUAUAUGUAUAUACUUGUCUGUCUGAAGUCUAUGUUAAGUAUUUCAUUCAGCAUACAAACACUUUGUAAGACACAGUUCUUUGUAAAACCUUUCACAAUAACAGCGACCAAUAUUUUUCAAUGUACUUUUAUGGACUGUUGUAUCUUGUAUAGUGUGUUUUUUUGUUCUUCUUAGAUUUACUAUCCGAAAUACUGAACGUAAAAUCUUUACACUUUCUACACAACAUUCUACAUAAGAGCUGAUGAUGCUGCAUACACUUGCAAAUACUGAGUAAUAUAUUUUGCUAAAACACUGCUAAGAACCAUAAUAUUUAGUAAUACAGCUGUGUUUUUUUCGCUGGUUUCUAACGUUCAAAACCAUCGUGUCGUCGCUGAGAGGAGAAUCGUGUUCCGGAACAAACUUCUUAACAAAAACCUUGCAGGCAAAAUACUGACAAGAGAUGCAAUAAUUCUUUUCAAAUAAGAGGGGCAUUAUAUCAUGUAUUAACCAGAGACGAAAUGACAUCGGACAAAUGAUCUGUACAUCCAGUUGUGUAUGUUGUUCAUGUGUAAUAUGUAAUAAAUAAGAGCGUUUAUUUCAUCAUGUAGAUAGGAAUAAAAUGGAUGGGGUGGGUGAAAAGAAAGAGUGAAUAUUUCCAUGGUGAUGUCAAAACCAUAAUGCCAUAACUUGUCUUUGUUGCCAUUUUUUUCAUGUAAAUAUUGACCCUAACUUACAGAGUCGCGGGAUGCAGAGCGAUAAAUUCAACAACGUUUAUUUCAAGACGUUUCUAUUGAUGCUCUAAAUGGAUGACCGUGUGUCUUUCCACCUGUGUGACACCUUCAACAAUGGCAAAUAAUCAUAUUGUUCAUAUUACUACGUAUGGAAAUUAUGUACAGAUUUAAUUUUCUUCACCAUGCCACUGACAUGUAACCAGUGUAUCAUCCAAACACAUUAAAUAUCUACAAUGGAAA
This is a messenger RNA of Hemibagrus wyckioides, 5413 nucleotides long. RefSeq names its product solute carrier family 4 member 10a (gene slc4a10a). Gene Ontology annotation, molecular function: sodium:bicarbonate symporter activity; monoatomic anion transmembrane transporter activity; solute:inorganic anion antiporter activity. NCBI's taxonomy places the organism in Eukaryota, Metazoa, Chordata, Actinopteri, Siluriformes, Bagridae. The coding region runs from base 208 to 3561 and encodes 1117 amino acids. Gene Ontology annotation, biological process: transmembrane transport; bicarbonate transport; monoatomic anion transport. Gene Ontology annotation, cellular component: plasma membrane; basolateral plasma membrane. The record is from RefSeq and is a predicted model, not a curated record. The transcript has 26 exons.